Aspergillus ochraceoroseus IBT 24754 is the source of this 7272-nucleotide messenger RNA. RefSeq names its product bifunctional carbamoylphosphate synthetase/aspartate transcarbamylase. Gene Ontology annotation, biological process: UTP biosynthetic process; 'de novo' pyrimidine nucleobase biosynthetic process; L-glutamine metabolic process. Gene Ontology annotation, cellular component: cytoplasm; cytosol. The coding region runs from base 175 to 6948 and encodes 2257 amino acids. Gene Ontology annotation, molecular function: amino acid binding; dihydroorotase activity; ATP binding. The record is from RefSeq and is a predicted model, not a curated record. Lineage: Eukaryota; Fungi; Ascomycota; Eurotiomycetes; Eurotiales; Aspergillaceae. The transcript is spliced from 3 exons.
AAGCAGCAAUCAAAAGACUCUAUCUAAUACCGCCCCAAAUCCAUUCUCAAAGAAGAGUCCUGGAGGCUGCUGAUGCUACGGUAGAGUGAAUUCACCCCCUGCCAUACUGUCCUUGAGAGGACCUUUCCCCUCAUAUAUACCUCCCCCCUCCCCCCACCUUACUACCUGCCGACAAUGCCUGAGUCCAUCGGCCACGAAGAGCCUGCUCUUCCUUCGAGCCCUCUGUCGGGAGGGGCUGUGGCUUACAAUCAGAUCAGCAAGGAAUUGCAACCUCUUCCCUCAAUGGCCAACACCAAUGGCGCCAUCAUUCCUCCUGCCUCCUCCAGAAUUCAGGGCAGCACCGGGCGGCUGUGUGCCCUAGAACUCGAGGAUGGUACCGUUUACCAGGGUUACAACUUUGGUGCGGAGAAGAGUGUCGCAGGUGAACUGGUUUUCCAGACCGGUAUGGUUGGCUACCCAGAGUCAGUUACUGACCCUUCCUACCGUGGUCAAAUUUUGGUGAUCACGUUCCCUCUGGUGGGCAACUAUGGUGUCCCCUCGCGGGAGACUAUGGACGAAUUGCUUAAGACAUUGCCCAAGCACUUCGAGUCCACCCAGAUCCAUAUUGCAGCCCUCGUUGUUGCUACCUAUGCUGGCGAGAACUACUCCCACUUCCUGGCCGAGUCCUCACUUGGACAAUGGCUCAAGGAACAAGGAAUCCCAGCCAUGCACGGGGUUGAUACCCGUGCGCUGACCAAGCGUAUCCGACAGAAGGGUAGUAUGCUUGGACGCAUGCUGCUUCAUAAGGCUGGAGCCUCUGAGAGCGCUGCAGACCUCGAUAAGGAUGCUUGGAAAUCGUCCUUCGAACAGAUUGACUGGGUUGAUCCUAACGCCAAGAAUCUUGUCGCUGAGGUCUCUAUCCGCGAACCCAAGCUCUUCACUCCCCCCGAGAAUGUCGCCCUGAAGCACCCCUCUGGUCGCACGCUCCGUGUUCUUUGCCUGGAUGUCGGUCUGAAAUUCAAUCAGCUGCGCUGCCUGCUUGCUCGUGGUGUUGAGGUUUUGGUCGUGCCUUGGGACUAUGACUUCCCCAAUCUUGCUGGCAAAGACUACGAUGGUCUGUUCGUCUCCAACGGUCCUGGUGACCCAGCCAUGCUCAGCACAACUGUUACCAACCUAUCCAAAACCAUCCAGGAGGCUAGGACUCCGGUUUUCGGUAUCUGUUUGGGUCACCAGCUGAUUGCUCGCUCUGUUGGCGCUCAAACAACCAAGAUGAAGUUCGGUAACCGUGGUCACAACAUUCCUUGCACCAGCAUGGUGACUGGAAAGUGUCACAUCACUUCCCAAAAUCACGGUUUCGCUGUGGAUGCAUCCACUCUGCCCAGCGACUGGCAGGAACUCUUCGUCAAUGCCAAUGACGGCUCUAACGAGGGUAUCAGACACACCAGCCGCCCUUUCUUCAGUGUCCAGUUCCACCCGGAAAGCACUCCCGGCCCUAGGGAUACCGAGUUCCUCUUCGAUGUGUUCAUCAACACUAUCAAGGAAACGAUCGCUUCCCCAGCUGCUCUCCAGCAGCCCGUGAAGUUCCCCGGCGGCACUAUGGCAGAAAACAUCAAGGCAUCCCCUCGUGUUUCUGUCAAGAAGGUUCUGAUCCUCGGAUCCGGUGGUCUGAGCAUUGGUCAAGCUGGAGAAUUUGAUUACUCCGGAAGUCAGGCCAUCAAGGCUCUGAAGGAAGAAGGAAUUUACACCAUCCUCAUCAACCCCAACAUUGCCACCAUUCAAACCUCCAAGGGUCUCGCGGAUAAGGUGUACUUCCUCCCAGUCAAUGCCGAUUUCGUGCGCAAGGUCAUCAAGCACGAAAGGCCCGACGCUAUCUAUGUCACAUUCGGUGGUCAGACUGCCCUCCAAGUUGGUAUUCAGCUGAAGGAUGAAUUCGAGGGGCUUGGGGUUAAGGUCCUUGGUACCCCAAUUGACACCAUCAUCACCACCGAGGACCGUGAGUUCUUUGCCCGCAGCAUGGAGUCCAUUGGCGAGAAGUGUGCCAAGUCUGCCUCGGCCUCAAACCUUGAGGAGGCUCUCAGUGUAGUCGAAGAUAUUGGGUUCCCCGUUAUCGUCCGUGCUGCCUAUGCUCUUGGUGGUCUUGGCAGUGGGUUCGCCGAUAACAUGGAGCAGCUGAAGGAACUCUGCGCCAAGGCCUUUGCGGCUAGCCCCCAGGUGCUCAUUGAAAAGAGUAUGAAGGGAUGGAAGGAAAUUGAAUACGAAGUCGUCCGAGAUGCUCGCGACAACUGCAUCACGGUCUGUAAUAUGGAGAACUUUGACCCUCUCGGUAUCCACACUGGUGACUCCAUUGUUGUUGCUCCCUCUCAAACCCUUUCCGACGAGGAUUAUAACAUGCUGCGUACUACCGCUGUCAAUGUGAUUCGUCAUCUUGGUGUUGUUGGAGAGUGUAACAUUCAGUACGCUCUGAACCCCUUCUCCAAGGAAUACUGCAUUAUCGAGGUCAAUGCUCGUCUAUCAAGAUCUUCGGCCCUUGCCUCCAAGGCUACCGGUUAUCCACUUGCUUUCAUUGCUGCGAAGCUCGGAUUGGGAAUUCCCCUUAAUGAAAUCAAGAAUUCCGUCACCAAGGUCACGUGUGCCUGCUUCGAACCAUCGCUCGAUUACUGUGUGGUAAAGAUUCCCCGCUGGGAUCUGAAAAAGUUCACCCGUGUCUCUACCCAGCUGGGCUCUUCUAUGAAGAGUGUUGGUGAGGUUAUGAGCAUUGGUCGAACCUUCGAGGAGGCCAUCCAGAAGGCCAUUCGCUCUGUGGACUUCCACAACCUGGGCUUCAACGAGACCAGCGCCCUCAUGUCCAUCAAGGGCGAAUUGCAGACUCCUUCUGACCAGCGUCUUUUUGCCAUUGCUAACGCUAUGGCUGCUGGCUACAGCGUUGACGACAUCUGGAAGCUUACCCAGAUCGAUAAGUGGUUCCUGAGCAGACUGAAGGGCCUGAGCGACUUUAGCAAACAGAUGUCGACCUACAACGCCAGCUCUGUGCCCUUGCCACUGAUCCGCCAAGCCAAGCAGCUUGGUUUCUCUGAUCGCCAGCUUGCGAAGUUCCUGAGCUCUAACGAGCUGGCCAUCCGACGCAUGCGUGUUGAAGCUGGUAUCAUCCCCAUUGUUAAGCAGAUCGAUACCGUCGCUGCUGAAUUUCCCUCAGUCACCAACUACCUGUACCUCACCUACAAUGGCUCCGAGCACGAUGUUGCCUUCGAUGACCAUGGUAUCAUGGUUUUGGGAUCUGGAGUCUACCGUAUUGGUUCCUCGGUCGAGUUCGAUUGGUGCUCUGUCAGGACUAUUCGUACCCUCCGCGAGCAGGGACACAAGACCGUUAUGGUUAACUAUAACCCUGAAACCGUCAGUACCGAUUAUGAUGAGGCCGAUCGAUUGUACUUUGAAAACAUCAACCUGGAAACCGUGCUGGAUAUCUACCAGCUGGAAUCAUCCAGCGGUGUGGUCAUUUCUAUGGGUGGUCAGACCCCUAACAACAUUGCUCUGCCUCUCCACCGCCUCAAUGUCCGCAUCCUCGGUACCUCCCCUGAGAUGAUCGAUGGCGCUGAGAACCGCUACAAGUUCUCCCGCAUGCUGGAUCGCAUUGGCGUCGACCAGCCGGCUUGGAAGGAGCUUACCAGCAUUGAUGAGGCUACUGGCUUCUGUAACAAGGUCGGUUACCCGGUGCUUGUCCGACCUUCGUAUGUGCUGUCCGGUGCCGCGAUGAACACUGUCUACUCCGAGCACGAUCUUGCCAGCUAUCUCAACCAAGCUGUGGAAGUUUCUCGCGAACACCCAGUGGUCAUUACCAAAUAUAUUGAAAAUGCAAAGGAAAUCGAAAUGGACGCCGUGGCUCGCAAUGGUGUUAUGGUGGGACACUUUAUCUCCGAACACGUCGAGAAUGCCGGUGUCCACUCUGGUGAUGCUACCUUGAUCCUGCCGCCCCAAGACCUGGACCCCGAGACUGUCCGCCGCAUCGAAGAAGCUACGCGCAAGAUUGGAAAUGCCCUGAACGUUACCGGUCCUUUCAACAUUCAGUUCAUUGCUAAAGACAAUGACAUCAAGGUCAUUGAGUGUAACGUCCGAGCUUCUCGUUCCUUCCCAUUCGUGUCCAAGGUUAUGGGAGUUGACCUGAUUGAAAUGGCGACCAAGGCGAUGAUUGGCGUUCCUUUCACUGAAUAUCCUCCCGUCAGUAUCCCCAAGGACUAUGUCGGUGUUAAGGUGCCGCAGUUCUCUUUCUCUCGUCUCUCUGGAGCGGACCCUGUCCUGGGUGUCGAGAUGGCUUCCACCGGUGAAGUUGCUUCCUUCGGUCGUGACAAGUAUGAGGCCUAUCUUAAGGCACUCCUGUCUACUGGAUUCCGCCUGCCCAAGCGCAACAUCUUGUUCUCCAUUGGUUCCUACAAGGAGAAAAUGGAGAUGUUGCCCUCGAUCCGCAAGCUGCACGAGAUUGGAUUCAAUCUGUUUGCCACUUCUGGUACUGCCGACUUCCUGAAGGCGAAUGGCGUUCCUGUCAAGUACCUGGAGAUUCUGCCCGGCGAGGAAGAGGACAUCAAGUCUGAAUACUCUCUCACCCAGCACUUGGCCAAUAACCUGAUUGAUCUAUACAUCAACUUGCCCUCUAGCAACCGAUUCAGACGCCCUGCCAACUACAUGAGUAAGGGUUACCGCACUCGUCGUAUGGCUGUGGAUUACCAGACCCCUCUGGUUACCAACGUCAAGAAUGCGAAGAUCUUGAUCGAGGCUAUCGCUCGCCACUAUGCUCUGAACGUGCAGACUAUCGACUACCAGACCAGCCACCGCCAGAUCAUCCUCCCUGGUUUGAUCAACAUCGCCGCCUUUGUUCCUGGUCUUGGAAGCCCCGAUUCCAAGGACUUCGAACUUAUGACCAAGGCUUCCAUUGCUGCUGGUUUUAGCAUGGUUCGCGUGAUGCCUGUCGGUGUCAACACUUCUAUCACGGAUGCUAGUACCUUGAAGGUUGUUCAGCAGAACGCUCAGAAGGCAUCUUACUGUGACUUUAACUUCUCGGUUGUGGCUACUUCCACAAACUCGGAAGAUCUUGGACAGUUGACCUCCGAGGUUGGCUCCUUGUUCAUCCCUUUCAACCAUCUCUCUGGAAACAUUAGCAAGGUUGCCGCUGUGACUAGCCACUUUGCGGCCUGGCCCUCAAGCAAGCCUAUCAUCACUGAUGCGAAGUCGACGGAUCUAGCUUCUGUUCUGCUGCUGGCAAGCCUUCACAGCCGCAACAUCCAUGUCAUGAGCGUUACCUCGAAGGAGGAUAUUACCCUCAUUGCCCUGAGCAAGGAGAAGGGCCUGAAGGUCACCUGCGAUGUUUCUAUCUUCUGCCUCUUCCUUUCUCGCGAUGACUUCCCCGAAUGCAGCUUCCUGCCAACCGCCGAAGAUCAGAAGGCCUUGUGGGAGCACAUCAGCACCAUUGAUAUUUUCUCCAUCAGCAGCAUUCCGUACCAGAUCGCUGGUGAGAAGGGCUCACCCGUUGUCGGUAUCGCCGAGGCCCUGCCUUUGCUUUUCACUGCUGUCUCCGAAGGCCGUCUUACCGUGGACGACAUCGUUGCUCGUCUAUACGACAACCCCAAGAAGAUCUUCGAGCUUCACGAACAGGCCGAUAGCUCUGUUGAAAUUGAGAUUGACCGCCCCUAUCUCUUCCAGAGUCCUACUUGGUCUCCAUUCAACGGCAAGAGCGUCAAGGGCGUCGUCCAGCGAGUCGUCUUCCAAGGAAAGACCUCGUGUCUCGACGGCGAAGUUAUUCGCGAUGCUCCUAAGGGUUCGGAUAUGUCUGGCCACCGGAUUAUUGCUCCUGUAUCUCCUUCCCUCAAGGCUAUGUCUCCCAUGGUUGGUCGCCCUGAGAGCGCACUUGAUAGGAGACAAUCGAUCUCUGGGACCCCUGCGCGCCUGCCCCGCAAGCCUAUUGACCAGUUUGUACCUGCAACUGUGAACGAGCUUGGCCCCCCUCUCUACGCUCCUGUCCCCCGUGCUUCUUCGCCAUUGCUUGACAUGCUCUCUCGCUCUUCCUUCAGACAAAAGCAUGUGCUCUCCGUGAACCAGUUCACCCGGGCCGAUCUUCACUUGCUCUUCACUGUGGCGCAAGAAAUGCGCCUUGGCGUUCAGCGUCAGGGUGUGCUAGACAUCCUGAAGGGCCGCGUCCUGUGCACUCUCUUCUACGAGCCUUCUACUCGCACUUCCGCUUCUUUCGAUGCUGCUAUGCAACGCCUUGGAGGUCGUACUGUGGUUAUCUCCACUGAGCAGUCCUCCACCAAGAAGGGUGAGACUCUGCAGGAUACUCUCCGCACUCUUGGCUGCUAUGGUGAUGCCAUUGUUCUGCGUCAUCCUGACUCAAGCUGCACCAAGACGGCCGCCAAGUUCUCCCCUGUCCCCGUCAUCAAUGGUGGAAAUGGCAGUGUGGAACACCCCACUCAAGCAUUCCUCGACCUCUUCACUAUCCGCGAAGAGCUUGGAACCGUUACCGGCCUGACUAUCACCUUCACCGGUGACCUGAAGUACGGACGGACCAUCCAUUCUCUCAUCAAGCUGCUCCAGUUCUACGACGUUCGUAUACAGCUUGUUGCCCCCAAGGAGUUGUCUCUGCCUGAGGAGGUUCGCCAGCAAAUCGUGGCUUCCGGCCAGCUUGUUGUGGAAUCCGAGCAGCUGACACCGGAGAUCGUCGCCCGCUCCGAUGUCCUGUAUUCCACCCGUGUGCAGAAGGAGCGGUUCGCCGACCUUGAGCAGUACGAGCGCCUGAAGGAUAGCUUCAUCAUUGACAACGCUCUCCUGAAGCACGCCAAGAGCCACAUGGUGGUGAUGCACCCUCUGCCUCGUAAUGCUGAAAUCGCGGAGGAGGUUGAUUUUGACCAGCGGGCAGCCUAUUUCCGACAGAUGAGAUAUGGCCUUUACUGCCGCAUGGCUUUGCUCGCGUUGAUCAUGGCGCCUUAGGCCAUUACAGGGGCCGUUGAUUUUAUGAGGGAAGAGAAACCCUUGUUACUUCAUUUUUCCGCCGUUUUCUUUUCUCUUUUUUCUUUUCUCUUUAUUUCGUUUUUUCUCCAUUGGGGUUGCGUUUUAUGUUUUUGAUGGACCUUUUCGAUGUUAUAUCCAAAAGUUAUGCAGACACUCUAUAUACCGUGUAGGAACUUGUGAGGCAGAUAAACACGCCCACAAGAUAGAUUAGAUGAAUUCUUUCUUAUGAACUCGAUGACUCCGUUAUGUGUGAUGUAUGUGGUAUGUGUAUUUCUGUGUUCUGUGUGGUGGUGUGUGUUGUGG